Molecule: messenger RNA, 2198 nt
Organism: Anopheles cruzii
Lineage: Eukaryota; Metazoa; Arthropoda; Insecta; Diptera; Culicidae
Product: ATP-binding cassette sub-family G member 4-like
Exons: 5
Coding region: 232-2088 (618 amino acids)
Cellular component (GO): plasma membrane
Molecular function (GO): ATP hydrolysis activity; ABC-type transporter activity; ATP binding
Source: RefSeq, a predicted model, not a curated record
CUCUUAUCAGCCGCCGCCGGCCGCUGAUUGCUGCGCUGUGCUGCCCGUGUGUGCCAACCAGAUGUUCCAGACACAAGUGGUUCCAAGCAGGCAAGCGGGUUAUUAAAUUCCUACAAUCGACCCGUUGUUCGUUCGACACAGUUCCAGUGGAUAGCGAAACGAGCCUUGGCAAUGCUAUAGUUUUAAAUUCGAGCCGCUAUCCAGUUUGUUGCUACUAUCAACCGACACAGAAUGGGAACCGAUACGGCGAUACCGAUCGAGUCGGGCAAACCGGUUCCAUCCGCCGCAACGACGCUAUCGUUCGAAGACAUUUCGUACCAAGUGCGUCCCAAGGAUGGCAGCACCAAGCACCUGCUAAAUGGGAUAUCGGGAACAUUCCGCUCCGGCCGGUUGGCGGGCAUUCUUGGACCUUCCGGUGCAGGAAAGUCUUCGCUGCUCAAUAUACUAAGUGGUUUCAAAACAAAUAAUGUCACCGGCAGCAUACUGAUCGACGGAAUGCCAAUCGAGCGCCGAAAGUACCGCCGGGAAGUUUCGUACACACCGCAGGAGGUUUCCCUUUUGGGCAACAUCACCGUGACGGAGAGUCUUGAGUUUGCUGCCGACCUGAAGCUACCUUCCGACGUGCUAAAGUCCCGGAAGCCCAUUUUGGUGGCGGAUGUGUUAAAGUUACUCGGUCUCUCGAAGUGUGCCCACAAUUCGGUGUCAACGAUAUCGGGGGGCGAAAAGAAGCGCCUCUCGAUAGGGCUCGAGUUGAUUUCAAACCCGCGGGUGAUGUUUUUUGAUGAACCCACCAGUGGGCUGGACAUUAUAGCCGCAAUGCAGGUUGUAGCGCACCUGAAGGAUCUCGCCACCAGUGGGCGGUGUGUGGUGUGCGUAAUUCAUCAGCCCAGUUCGAGCAUUUUGCAAAUGUUCGACGAUCUACUGGUGCUCUCUGAGGGUCACAGCAUCUACCAGGGGCCACUCGAUGGGCUGGUGGAUGGUUUUAAGGCUUGCGGGUUCGAGUGUCCCAACUACUACAAUCGUGCCGACUUUGCGCUGGAAAUAGCGAGCCUCAAACACGAAGGCAAUCUGCUGGAGCUGAGGGAACGGGCAAAAGGCCAUAUACAAUCAGCAGAACCGGUCGUUACGGCGGUCCCCAACGAUGCGUCCCAUUGUGACGAAAAGGAGUCAAUGUUAGUAGAAGUCGUGGAUCGACAUUCUAAGGAUGUUGGGGCACCGGAACCAGAAUCACCUCACAGUCGACAGUAUCAGACGUCUGAGUGGAAGCAGUUUGUAACGUUAACACGCCGAACGAUGCUGUGCACGUUGCGCGAUCUACAGCUCACCAGGAUGCGUUUGUUGGCGCACCUGUCGGUUGGUAUCCUGAUCGCAGUCGUGUUCUACGACGUAGGUAACGAUGGCUCAAAGGUAUUGAGUAACGCAUCGUGCCUGUUUUUCUUCCUCAUUUUCGUCUUCUUUGCCAACUCAAUGCCCCUCGUCAUGACAUUUCCACUAGAAACGGCUGUUUUCGUGCGCGAAAGAAUGAACAACUGGUACUCACUUAAGGCUUACUAUUUCUCCAAACUGGUGGCCGACUUUCCGUUCCUGAUGCUGGGCCCAUCGAUGUUCUUUGCCAGUGCAUACUACCUGACUGCUCAACCAUUGGAGAUGGAUCGCGUCCUGAUGCUGUGGAGCAUAUGCAUCUUCACCAGCUGGAUCGCCCAGCUGACCGGGCUGUUGGCUGGCAGUGCCCUGCCGCUGGAGCUGAGUGUUUUCUGUGUACCGUGCUCCGUCAUUCCGAUGCUCAUCUUUUGUGGGUUCUUCGUACGAUUCCGGGAGAUGUUUGGAUUCCUCAAACCGUUCACAUACGUCGCCUAUUUCCGAUACAGCUUCGAAGGUUCGAUGCAAGCGAUCUACGGGUUCGAUCGCGAAAAUCUGCCCUGCUCGGGAGAGUUUUGCUAUUUUAGCAAAGUAACCAAGUUCCUCGAGAGUUUCGACAUGCUGGAGAACACGUUCGUGAUGGAUGUUUGUGGGCUGCUCUGCUGGAUCUUGUUGCUACACGUGGCCCUUUAUGUGAGCCUGGCGUGGAGGCUGAAGCGAACGCGAUGACGGGCAGUCGGCAAUAUCAAGUGCAUCCAAGAGUUGCGUAUUAAUGAGUUGGCAUUUAACGAGCGCUUUUUUAGUGCCAACGCAGUUGUUUUAUACUUUGUGAAGAUUUU